AUCUUGCCGCAUUCCACAGAGCCGAAGUCGCGGCGCGCCCCGCGCGUGCCUUCGCCGGCCGACCCACGCGCCCGCUUCGCCUCAGUCGUUCCAGUGCGCGCAUGGAGCUUGUGCGCCUCGGCGUCGUCCGCCGUACCGUUUUACUCACGAGAUCGCGGACCACAGUGAAGUGAAGUGCCAAUGGAUGCGGUUUACUUCGGAUAUUAGUGUGUUUUGCGUACAGCAACAUUGGAUUUGUCUAUUCAUGGGCGAGUAACAGUGAUCUCGAGAUGCGACAUGCGUGCUCUGUGUUCGGUUCGCGGGCCGCUGGGCGGAGAGUCGCGCGCGCUCGGCGCGGGCGCUCGCCUCUUAUCCCUGCGGAUGCCGGGCCUGGCUCAGCCGCUCCACUUCGUCGUCGAAGCCAAGGCGAAGGUCAAAGAACUGAAGGCCUUGGCCAACGCUCAUACUCAACUACAGGGCAUGACCGAUACGGACCUCUUCGGAUUAGCUGUUAUGCAAAAUGGCGAAUACUUAUUUGUUGAUUUGGACAGCAAGCUAUCUAAAUAUGCGCCAAAGAGCUGGAGAUCGUCUCAUACCCAUGGUCUCGAUGCAAAUGGAAAGCCUCUCCUCGAAUUGCACUUGGUCGUGCAGUUUCACGUUGAGAGCCCCCUACUUUUGCACGACGACGUCGGACGCCAUUUGUACUUCCUGCAGUUGCGACACAAUGUGCGUACCAGGGACAUUUUACCCGCAGAAGUGCUAUUACUCCUGACUGGACUAGCUCUACAGGCAGAUUAUGGAGACGCAGAGACUUACGAAGACCGAGACUACUUCAAAGUAGAUGAUUAUGCGUCCGCGUCGCUCACCGGUGACUGGGUCGCUGCGGCCAUGCGGGCCUGCCAUCGCGAGCACCGCGGCCUCUCCAAAGUAGAUGCGGAAACGAGAUUCAUUCGCGAAGUAUGCCUCCUGCCCGACACGAUCAACUCACACAGAUACCGAUUGAAACAAACUAAAACAGAACCAGACCCUGGCACGAUUUGGCUUCUUGUCACCGCCAAAGGUAUCAAAAUUUUACCAGAUAACGGUCCAAUUUCUACUUUUAUAUGGAGUUCAAUUGGAAAAUUAAGUUUUGAUAGAAAGAAAUUUGAAAUAAGGACUGAAGAAGGAAAGAUAACUUUGUACUCGUCGAGUGAAGAAAAAUGUAAAUAUUUGUUUGCACUUUGUAAGGAAACGCAUCAAUUCUCGAUGAAAAUUGCACCAAAAUUUAAUGAAAUUUUGAGAAAAGAAGAAGAAGAACGUAAAAUUUGUUACGGUUACUCGAAGUCGUGCAACUUACAAUAUAAUCCAAACAAAAGCGAACAAAGAAUAUCAGUUAUUUCCUCUACAAGUUCAAACACAACGUCAGGCAUUGUAAGCGACAAAGUUCAAUCAGAAGAUGAAUUGGAAAUUAUGAUAGACUCCCCACCGGCUCCUUCUACAGAAAGUCUGGCAUUUGCUCAUUUAUUAGAUUGCUCAAAUUCGUAUUUCAUUCGACACGUCCCGCAAGAAAAUCAGCGACUUAGUAAAACUUCUUCCUUACAGUUGCAAAAAUCUAAAACACGAACUAGAAAGAGCAAGGAAGACAUCGAUAAUAUUCCUAAAAGUGACCCGUCUAUUGAUUUUGGUCAAAAUUCAAGAAGUCAAUUAGAAGAAACUACUUCUUUACCUGAUCAAAGUAUUACUGAAACAUCAACAGAGAGUCCAGGAUCAAACAAAUUAAAAUGUACGGGAUCACAAUGUUCGUCGUCCUGUAGUACAGUAAUUAUGGCACGAACUGGGUUGAGUACGUUAAGUCGGGCAUCAGAUGCCAGCAGCUUAGAAUUAGGCUACAGUCAUACAGCUCAAAACUCUAUGCUAAGUGAUAAUAGUAAUAUGGGGAUAGAUGUUGGCUACUCUCAAGACACAGCGUCAGCAUUAUAUGAUGGUUUAGGCCAACCAGUAACAGUCGCUGCAUCUAGUGAGACAAGUGGAGUUUAUACUAUGGGCAGUUCUGAAUUAACUACGCGAUCAAAGAUUGAUACAUUAUCUGACGGCAGUAGAACAGACUACGGCAGUUCACAUUACGACAGUUAUAAACCAUCCAAAGAAAAUGAUCUUGCUGAUUUUGACAGCGUCUCAUCCAUAUUAAAAAAUAAGUCGGAGAGAACUAGUCAUACUGGUAGCGCGAUGCGAAUACAGAAACCAUUGCCAGACACUGACUGUGUAGAUGGAUCUACCAAGUUUCUUAAUAAAGAGCUCGACGACAAAGAAAAUUUAUUUCGAGAACGUGCUAACUCUAAUGUCAGUGCUGUCUCAUUUCAUGGUGAUGGAAGUGACCCAACUGAUAACAAGCAUAAUUUACUUAGCGCUAGUGAAUUAAGUGACUUGAUAGUAGGAAGAGGAGUAUAUCCAAAAAGUCAAUCGGUUAGUGAUACUUUGGAUUCUGUCUCAGAUUAUGUCAGGCUGCCAUUACCCUUUUCGGGUGAUAGUUAUAUUCAGGGCCACGAGGACACCGCUCCUUCCGAUGACAACUACCCAGACAAUUCAUUCUUCGAUCGACCACCGACGCCUCCGACUCGAACAGACAGCCGAAAAGUGUUAAAUUUAUCCCUACCCAAUAUACUAAACAUAGACGAAAAUGUGCCAAUUAUGCCGAAAUUUCCAGAUAAACCUCCGCCACCAUAUGAGUACAAUCAUAAUACAGUGUCGUCCUAUGUCUCCACACCGACAAAAGCUCCACCGGCAUACCCCGGAUCUCAAACGACAUCUACAAAUAUAGCAUCAAAACAAUUGGGUGAAAAAGAAGAGGUUGCUGCAAGGGUAGUAACGUCUAAACCAAUGAUCACUAUCCUCAAGGCUGAAGCAGGAGAGGUCAGCGCUUCAAGUGAAAGAACCUUCGCGAGUCCCAUGGUUUUGGAACAUCGGUUUCAGAAGUCAAAACGUCAUCAAGCAUCUAGUCGGCGAGCAGAAAGAUCGAAAUUAGCACAGGGUAUAAGCAAUAAUCUUUCCCCGUCGCGAGAUCUACCGCCACAUUCAGUGGACACCAACGUGCUGGUAGCCAUGAUGAAGUUACCCCCGCCUCCACCACCGCCGCGCCGCACGCGCCUGCCACCUCCGCCACCAGUCACUCGUCUACCUCCGCCACCGCCACCUCACAAUCCCAUGUUUCACCAGCAACUCUACAGCGAUGUAGACUACGUGUACUACCCACUACAGGAUCCCGCAAUAUCACAACAGAACUACCUCGAUCACAAGCUCACCGAAACGCGAAUGACCAAUAUGCAUAAAAGCAGUCUCCAAUAUCGAAGCACGCCAUUCCUAUCUACAUCUAUGUCGGUAUCAUCAGUUUACGGUUCGAUACAGAAUCUGUCGGAUUCCUAUGUUCAAUUACCAGGAGCGCGUACUAGCUGGUAUUCCCUAACAAGUAGGACGUCUCUGAGCAAUCAUUCCAUAAACCUCGAACGACCGCAAAUUCCCACGCGUAUUCCAGAAAUCUCAAAUUUCUCAAGAACGAAAUCGCACGAGAACAUAUUAAAUUUAAAAGAUCCACCCCCUGUUAAAAUGAGGCGUAUGCCACCCCCUCCGCCGCCCCCUUACGAGCAUAAGAAGAAGCUGCCGAACCAUCUUAGGGAGCUGAGGAUCCCGAACCCUAGCUCUACCGUGAACGCCAGUGUUGUGCAUAAAGUGAAAGAUUCAAAUUGUGAUUUAGAUAUAAAAACUCUUAGAGAAAAAAGCAAGAAUCUGGACUUGCCCCUUAUAGCAGCUCUUUGUAAUGAUCGAUCGCUGCUUAAACAAACUAAAGCAUUCGGUGCUCCAAAGUUGAGUAAACAAACAGGUAGUGACUGUGAAAGUGAUAGAAAGUGUGCAAAGUCUGUUCAAAACACCACCGAUAAUUUAGACUUUAAGAUUAAACAAGAUUAUAAUAUUAAGAGAGAGGUGACAGGGUCCCAAAAAAAGAUUUUAAUUCGAAACCCUACAGAUAAACUUCCAGCAUUGCCAGAUUCCGAAACCCACACACCUAGAGCAAUGUCUAACACUUAUGUAAUGCAUCCAAGUGUAGUUAAAACUAAGAAAAUACAACCUAGCUCCUGACAAAAAUUCAGAUAUGUUUACGACCAUAAUUUAUUGUGAAUCCUUCCAGUGCUAUGAGCUUUCAUCCGCCGACUUUAAAAGCCAUAAAUAAAGACUGAGAUUGUCCUGAAUGUUUUAGAUGAUUAGACUGGCUUUGUAAUUGUUACUACAACAUUCCAUAGUCAUACGUAUACUGCUAUCAUAAAUUAAAAUUUCCAUUCAGUCUUCGGGAAAAUGUUUUAUGUAACUAAGCGCAAUGAAUAACGAAAUUAUGCUAUUACUUUGUAUCACAAUAAAUUUUAUUUAGCAAAAACUUUAAACGAAACUGAUAUUUUAAUACUCGAUGUUUUAACAUAAUAUUACCUGGUGUAUAUAAAUAUUGUACAGAGAUAUCACGAAGUCAUUGCAAAGUUAUCGUAAUUGAAUAGAAAUGUAAUAAUUUCAGCAAAUAUUUAUUUUUGUUUACAAUCAUAAUUUGUACAUAAUAAUGUUAGACAUACUAAGUACAUAAUAUUUGUUCAAAUGUGUACAAAUGUAUAUUAAACUUUACUUAAUUGUAUAA
Molecule: messenger RNA, 4630 nt
Organism: Pectinophora gossypiella (pink bollworm)
Lineage: Eukaryota; Metazoa; Arthropoda; Insecta; Lepidoptera; Gelechiidae
Gene: ex
Product: protein expanded
Exons: 4
Coding region: 277-4089 (1270 amino acids)
Biological process (GO): positive regulation of hippo signaling
Cellular component (GO): cytoplasmic side of apical plasma membrane; cytoskeleton
Source: RefSeq, a predicted model, not a curated record